Messenger RNA from Porites lobata, 3446 nucleotides. Lineage: Eukaryota; Metazoa; Cnidaria; Anthozoa; Scleractinia; Poritidae. The record is from the annotation of a GenBank genome assembly.
GGCCGGAAAGCGGAAGAGUUCGCGUCAAAACAUUGGCUGAAAAUAUAUCUCCAUUCUUAUCGUUUCAACUUUUUACUCUUGCCAGGUAUGCCAUUGCCCUUUUCAUGAUAAAUUAUGAGUAUAUCCAUAGAAGUAAAAUAAGCUGCCGUUGUAAUCCAGAGAACUAGGAAUUUAACGAGUAACUAUGAUGGUCGAACUGAAGCUUAUGCAAUAACUGUAAAAUAUUAAGCCUUUGAUCACUUGUUAAAGCCUUUAUUCACUUGUUAAAAACGUAGCUUGGAAUUUUGAAACCAGUUAGGGGAUCCAUUACUGCACGACGAAAGUAGUUGAAAAUGACUGAUUCAGUCUACUUUGCCUUUUUUAGCUGCUGCGCUGUUAUAUUAUGUUAAUUUCGACUGAUCCAUGUCCAGAAUUUGUUGUUGAUUACGUAAUUCCUACUUGAAAAAAAGGAAGUAUCUUUAGCUUACGGCAUUUCUCGAGUAACUAACGAGGCCCGAAUAAAGAUGAAGUCUUAAAUGCUUGAAAAAUACCCCUUAAGCAGUUUUUACUGUACCAGGAGUAUUGGCAGAAGGGUUAUAUGCCUCUUGUAUUGGUCAUCAGUUUCCAUCUGCCAGGCAAAAAUGGGGUAAGAUUUCCAUUCCACCAUUUCUUGUGCAUGCAGCAAGUUCAUACGUACUAUUGAUCAGGCCCCAGUUGUUCAAACUUUGGAUAGCACUUUCCACCGGCUAUAUUGCUGUAAUUAAGCAUAGCAGCACAACAGACGUAUGAUAACAAACUGGUUUACUUCAGCAAGAUGGAGGUCUUACAAGAACAACCUUACAGCCCAAAAGCACCAUGGGUAAACCAACCACAGGAUAUCCAGCAAGUAUAUAACAUUGCUAUCGAGCGGUUAAGUAUUAAGGAAUCCAUUUUGCGUUGUCUAGUGGAUAGCACUAUCCACCUUUUUUAACAACUGGGGCCGGCAGGUUUGUACAAAACCCAACUCAAAAGUUUACUUUAAAGUUAUUGAAAAGCAAGUUAUUGAAAAGCUGUAGUCUGCUCAGAGGGGUAGUCAGGUUUCAACAUGUCAAUUUCUCCUUAAUGACUUUGAUUAACACAUUAGCACUGAGCAGGGUUUAACCAUAAAUCAUUAUGGUAAUUUCUCUAUUUCAGGUGAGAGAAAAUGAACAAAGCAUUGACUAUAGGAUGCUACAAGACAGGAGUUCAUCCAUUGCUUGCAUCGACAAGAACACAAGUGUUAACAGCUGUCUGUCUUGUUGCUCCUGUUCCCCCUUUGCCGCUGUCCAAGACUGCAAGGAGUGUUUACAGUGCCAUAGCAUGUUCAGGAAAAAAAAGUUAUAUGUACCAUCAGAUCAAAGCUGUGCCACAAAAAUACUCUCGGAUCUCCUCUAUUCUAGCUUUUGAGGAUGAUACAUGUAAUCCAACUGAUGCAGAAAUCAAGCUUAACAGAAAAAUUAUGUUGACAAUGACAGUUGAAGGUCAACUUCAAUUGUAUAAGAGUGUCAAACAGGCUGUCAAUAAUGUAAACAGAGUUGCCUUCCUUUUCAAUGUUGCCAAAAUCAUUGGAAAAGAUAGAUCUCAACAACAAAUCCUUGAACAUGAAAAAGAGCUUGCCAAGCAUGGUAAAAGCAGUGCGUACAUUGAUUUGCUGGAUGACAUUGCCAAUGUGAUGAGCAAGUGUGAGUCCAGGCAUUUAGCUAACGUGAUGUGGGCAUUGGGGAAAAUAGAAGAGAGAGAUCACCGACUGCAUCUUGUGUGCAAGCAAGAGAUUUUGCAGCAAACUAUGUCAAGCUUCAACUAUGCAGAGAUCUGCCAAAUUGUAAAUGGCUGUGCAAACCUGAAAGUCAAAGCACCAGAGAUAUUUUCAAGGUUCCAAGGUGUCAUUUUAGCUGGAAACCUUAGUAACAAUCACCUUGAAGAUCAGAGCAUUUCUGGUAUAUUGUUAUCAUAUGCCAAGACGAACAGUGGUAACAAAGAACUUUUUGAUCAUUUUCUCAAAGAAGUUGUUUCAAGGAACUUAAUGGUCAGCGAUCGUGUUAUUGCUGAUAUCGUGUGGUCUUUUGCUAAGAAAGGAAUUUUUGACGACAACUUGUUCAACUUGGUCCAAGGUGAAAUAAUACGAAGAGGUGCACUUGACUUCAAUAAUGCUGACAUUGUAAAGAUUCUCUGGGCAUUCUCCAGGGCAGGCAAAGGAACUAAGCAGCUUUACUAUUUAUUCGACAGUGCACUUGUUUCAAGAGGUUUAAAAACAUUUCUAAGUGGAGAACUUGUAGAAACUGUAUGGUCAUUUGCAAAGGCGAAGUUGAAGAAUGCUAAAGUUUUUGACCUGUCUGAGAAGGAGAUUUUAAGUCGUGGCAUGGAUCGAUUAAGGACUCAUGAACUUGUUUUAUUUCUGUACUCCUUCACAUUUGCCCAAAGAGAAGAUGUAAACAUCAGCUUCAUAGAGAAGAUUGAAGCAGAGCUUUGUUUGAGAAAUGCAAGUGAAUUUGAUAUCGGUGCGUUGUGUCAAGUGACCUGGAGUCUUGCAAAAGCAGGCAUAUCAGAAAGCAAGUUGUUUGGUUUAGCAGAACAACAAGUGCUUAAAUGUGAUGUACAGAAGGUGUCAAAUUCAGAAAAGUUAAUGGUUAUGAGAGGAUUUAUCAAUGCACAAAAGACAAGCAAGGAACUCUUUCAGUUUCUCUACUCCUCCAUCUCAACAUCUAAUCUUUCAAACCUUACUGAAGCACAGAUUUGUGAGUUUGUUUGGUGUUUUUCUUUAGCCAAUGUCGAAGUGGAUAGCCUAUUCAACUUUCUUGAGAAAGAGAUCUUGGACAGACAGAAGUACCAUUUUAGCAGGAAGCAACUUAAUUUUUUAAAGAAAGGCUUUCUUAGAGUUGGAAAGGGAUCCAAAGAACUCUACAAAGUCUUGUCGCCAUAUUAAAUAUAUAUUGUUUUAUUUGCUGGGGCAGGGGAGAGGGGUACAUUACCAAGUUCAGCAUAAACUAAUUUCAAUAAAUUAUCCUUGCGUACGGGUAUGUACACUGACAGAGAAAGGAAAACACUCAUCCAUCUUUGGGUUUUUAAAGAUAGUUUUCAGAUCUCUGUGUCGUCAACUUUUUGCCGUUCUGGGCUAGCUUCAUCCUUUCCUGAAUUGAGAAAACGUGUGGUCUUUUUCUCUGGCACACUUUCCCUCAGAGACUAAAACCCCAUCCACACCAAAUCUGACUUAAACAUGUUUAAAAGCUGUUUAGUUUAACCUGGUUUAAAUUUGUUUUCUUUAUUAAAACUGCUUAUAAUACUUUUAUUGAUUGCAAAAAUUAAUUUAGUACGAUUACAUAACGUGUUAAAGUUAAUUUGGAUUCCGUGUAAAAGCCUGUGUUCUAGGUUUUCACAACUGCUUUUCAUUCUCGUAAAACUUAGUUAAAUUAAACAUGUUUAUCGUAUUUAUUCGAUUAACUGCCCUGGGC